GGGCAUGUCGACGUACCACCCCGUUCUCAUCCUCUUCGACCAUCACUCCUCAUGUCGCUGAUCCAAAAAACAUGCUGUCGCUCAAGGCCAUAGAUAUGGCAGGGACGGGAGCCGUUGAUGCGCGCGCACGACAGAGGUACUGACUACCAGUACGCAACCCUGCGGCCGACAACAAUCGAGUGAUCCUUUCAUCUCUUCGCGGUCCAACAGUCUCACAUCAAGCGUCUACCGCUACCGAUGAGCUGUCCACGGCGCCGCGCGACACGGAGGCUUGUGGCUCAUAUGGUAUAUUUCGUUCUUCUCGUGCGAGACAGGAGAGGCGACCGACGCCACAUGUGCCCCGCGUCUAGGCGUUAGAGGCUGCAUAUCAAUAGCCUCCUUCUCUCAACCAUCACACACUCCGCCUGCCCCCGGGGUCUUCAUUGCGCAUCCUCCUUAGCUUCUCCUGCAAUAAAUUUACAGUCGUUAUGGCGCUCGCUGCGGUUUUGCUGACCAUUCUAGCUCUUCCUAUCGGCCUCUGUGCCUGGUCAGCAUGGUCACUCAGCGUCAAUCGAGCCAAAGUCGACAAAGUCGGCCUCCCAAUAUUUACGCGGUGGAUAGCGCUCACAAAUCCUUUCUGGAUGAUGUUCGGCAGCUCCAUCGUUCGGCGUUGCCGCGCACUUGGCAUCGGGACUCCCAAUUUCUGGCGUUUCUAUAUGUUCGCCUGGGAAGCGAAUGACCGAUAUCGAAUCCACCAAGAGCUGGGCAAGGUAUUCAUGCAGGUGACUCCAGGGGGAAAUUGGGUCUCUAUCAGUGACCCUGAAGUCAUCGACGACAUCAUCCGGCGCCCGAAAGAUUUCCGCCGCAAUAUGGACCAGUUCGAAGUGGUGAAUGUGUAUGGCAAGAAUCUAUCGACGACUGAUGGGGACGAAUGGAAGAAGCACCGUAAAGUCACCGCUGUCACAUUUACGGAGAAGAACAACGAGCUGGUAUGGAGGCAGACGUUGGCGCAGGCGAAAGGCAUGCUUGAGUAUUGGAUAGAGCAUCAGCCGAUCCGGACCCUCGGCGAGGAUACGAAAGUCUUCACUCUCAAUGUGCUAGCAGCGGCGGUCUUCAACAAAUCCUAUCCAUUCGAAGGCUCAGCAGCAGCCACAACAGGAGCACAUGCGAGAGAUGAGUCGUACGAGUACCGGGACUCUAUGUCGAAACUCCUCAACUACGUCAUCCCCAUCUACAUUUUUGGCGAGAAGGGGUUGAAGGCAUGGUGGGUGCCAAAAUCGUGGAAGCAAGCUGGCGAAGCGGUCUCUACUUUCCGCUCUUACGUCAUGGCCCUCAUAAACGAGGAAAGGGACAACAUGUCGCGCGGCAUUCAGGAUAAUCAGAACUUAGUUGCAGCGCUCGUCCGCGCAUGCGCAGCCGAAGGGGAAGACGAGCCUUCGCAUAGCGAAAAGCCAAGGAAAUUGACGCUCACGGAACAGGAGAUAAUCAGUAACCUCUUUGUAUUCGGCUUCGCAGGCAACGAUACGACUGCUGUCUCGUUGACACAUCUCAUAACUUUUCUCGCCGCACAUCCCCAAAGCCAGGAUUGGAUCGCAGAGGAGGCCCGAUACUACCUGCCCAAGGAUGACCCCACGCAGUGGAGCUACAGCACGUUUCCAAAACUAAAGCGCUGUCUCGCGGUCAUGAUGGAAUCGCUCAGACUUUGCCACCCUCUGGGUCAACUCGUCAAGAUAACGAGCGAAGCUCAAACCAUCAAAGUGGAUGGCCGCACCCACACCAUCCCAGCUGGAACAUCCAUACAUCUCAGUAUGUCCGCAAUACACACAGACCCUCGGCUCUGGGGUUCCGACUCGAUGCAGUUCAACCCCAGACGAUUCAUCUCCCGGCCGACGGACACCGCGCAUGGCCUUGAAAACGAAACCCUAGCUUCCGACACUUCGGCCCAUUUCUUGCCUUGGGCGUAUGGACAACGCGUGUGUCCAGGCAAGAGAUUCUCUCAGGUAGAGACAGUUGCCGCGAUAGCGGUGCUGUUUCGCAAUCAUACUGUUGAGCCGCUGCCCAUGAAGGGGGAGAGCAUGGAGCAGGCCAGAAAGAGGAUCUUCGAAGCGGGCUUGGAUAUCGAGCAUGAAGGGAGGAUAUUGCAUGAGAUGAGAGAUCCGGCCAGCGUGGGACUUGUUUGGAAAAGGAGGAGCGGUUGAGGGCCUGGCUCCGCGGGGCCCAGCCUGAUGUUUGCAUCGAGGUUGCUGUUCACUACCGACUCCAUUCCUCCCAAUCACUCUGACUUGGGAUUGUUCUUUUACUGGAAAUCAUCCUGCUGCUCCUGCUGAUCAAGACAUCAGAUGACCUGCGCUUGCGUUCUACAGUCUAGCUUUGCAAACAUUUCCCUCCCUAUUUAACCCAUCCCUUCUCGAAAU
Trematosphaeria pertusa is the source of this 2393-nucleotide messenger RNA. Its product is annotated as cytochrome P450 monooxygenase-like protein. NCBI's taxonomy places the organism in Eukaryota, Fungi, Ascomycota, Dothideomycetes, Pleosporales, Trematosphaeriaceae. The transcript has 2 exons. The record is from RefSeq and is a predicted model, not a curated record. Gene Ontology annotation, molecular function: oxidoreductase activity, acting on paired donors, with incorporation or reduction of molecular oxygen; iron ion binding; heme binding. The coding region runs from base 468 to 2177 and encodes 569 amino acids.